Mercenaria mercenaria is the source of this 2509-nucleotide messenger RNA. RefSeq lists its product as uncharacterized. The coding region runs from base 116 to 2509 and encodes 797 amino acids. NCBI's taxonomy places the organism in Eukaryota, Metazoa, Mollusca, Bivalvia, Venerida, Veneridae. The transcript is spliced from 11 exons. The record is from RefSeq and is a predicted model, not a curated record.
CUGUUUGUAAGGUAUCAUUCGUUCAGUGUCAUAGCUAACAUUCAAACCAAUAAUUAUAUUCUAGAAUAAAGUGUACUACACAAAGACCAAAAGCGAAUACGCUAUUUCGGCAAGAAUGGCAAAACUGCUGCAGGUGAUCGCAAUUUUCUUGUACGUUUUCACGUGCAUUUUACAGGAAGCAGACUGCAGUACAUACCACAUCGCAUUUCUUGGUCGGAACCAUACAUUGACCUCUCAUAUUGGAUCACUUUUCUACCCAGCUCUAAACAAGGACCCAGUUAUUACGUCAGGCGUUGAAACUUGCGCGUCUAAUCUAUCAUCUUUCAACGUUACCGGAACGUCUUUUAUGGAGGUGUUGAUAAACGCAGCAGGAUGUACUCAGCUUGUUCCAAACGGGUCUCAAAUUAAAGCAACUGGUAUUAAAAUCGAAUCGUCAGAAGAAUUUGUACUUCAUGUUUAUCAAACUGACAAUCUUGGCAAGAAUGAGGGAUAUCUUGCAAUACCGGAUGAGCACCUAGGCAAUGAAUACUAUGUGAUUACAUACUGUACUCUUGGGGGACUUUGUCAGUUUGCUGUGGCUGGGAUAACAAAUGGCACACGAGUCAACGUCAUAUUUCCUAACAACGUCACAGUAUCUUCGGUGUGCGUUGGUAGCAUUCAGCUUCCGGACAGUGCUCCAUCUGGGUCGCCAGUUCCUUUUGAAAUAAAUGAAUUUGAGGUGCUGCACUUCGAGAGCGAAAACGAUUUGACUGGAACCUAUAUUUCUUCAGAUAACUAUGUUUCAGUUUUUGCAGGCGCGCGAGAUAUUCCGACAUCGUCGGCAAGCACGACUGCGUAUUUGGUUGAACAGUUGCCACCGGUACAAAAAUGGGGCUAUUCCUUUGUAGCUGCACCAAAUUAUUUCAAUAAUGUGGGAGAUAUUAUAAAAAUUGUAACGCAAUCCGACGACACAGUAGUUGAAAUAUCAGGCUUUUCGCCAUUCAAAAUACCAAAUAAAGGUGGAUUUACCGAACGCCGUAUAGACUGGCAAAUGCACAGUCACAUAGAAACAUCUAACCCCGUGCUUAUCGUGCAGGUUAUGUCUAUUGACAUUUAUAACGAGUCAAGUGAUGUGACCGGAACGCCAUCUAUGGUUCUUGUACCUCAUGUUGAACAGUGGACAGCUUCAGAAACACCCUUUUACUGUUCGCCGACGGUUGGCAAUCAGACGCUUAUUUCCGUCGUAACUGAUACAUCUGAUAGUUUUUCGGUUCCAAUUCUACCAUCUCCGACCCUCUAUUACUCGCCUUGGACUGUUGUUGAUGGAACUGACUUUAGUGUACAGAUGUUCGAGCCGGUAACUGCGGAAACGACUAUUUAUGGACCGUCUCGCUCAAACUACGGGUAUUGCGAUGGAAGUUCAGCGCUGCUACUCAAUGCAAACUGGACAUGGGAAAGUGAGGCAUGCGUACAGACAGUGGUUUCCCCCGGCGAUAACGUGGAUAAUGACUGUGACGGGCAGGUAGAUGAGGACAUAUGCCAGGAAGACGAUUUAGUGACCUCGUUCACAUCGACACAAAGUAAUGCGAGUGACGUUACAUACAAGUCUAUGACUACCCGCGGAACGCACUAUUUCAAUUUGACGAUCAAAACGUGUGACGUUGCCAUGGUAACGCUACAAACCAACGGCGAAACAGUUACCAGCGUUAAUAUACAGAUUUCUCCAUCUUCAGUAGUGGCAGAAUUUUGUAGUCCUGAUUGUUUACCAGCGACUGUCAAAGCACGCGCAGAAUCUAACUGUGACAUACCACAUCCAUUUUUGAUUGAAUGGUCAAGCAAUUUGAUAGUUUAUACGGAAAGCUCCACGUACGUUUGGUAUACAAAUGCUUUGACUGGUAUCGACUAUGAUUCACUAACGUUGUCUGCCUUUGCCGGGACUGCCGAAUUCAAUAUAUAUAUGACGGAAAAGGACUGCAAGAAGGUUCCUCGAGGUUUCCCGGACACACUUGGAUCAAACUUUAUUUUGCCUGUUCACGAAAGUGAUUUGGGGUUCUUCGCUAUAUUGUCCACACAUGCAAAUUUAUCUGGUACAGUAACUAUACAGUUAGAUGUGAACAAUGGUCUUGGUACGAUUCAACUACAGGGCAAUCAGUCGUUGUCAUUUACAGAAUCUGACGUCACACAAAACUAUUACGACAAGAUUACAGUAACCGCUGUAGGCGGAGAGAUAGCAGUGUUCCUUAUUCGCUCGAUUAAUUCUGGAACAGCAUCCGAGGGCCCAAUUCUACCGACAGAUAUAUUAGGCACAUCUUAUUAUAUAUAUGAACAUAGUCAUACGACUUCAGGGAUGUGUCCCACAUAUGCAUUGUAUGAUACAAGUCAAAAUGUUUGUUUGUACGUAAGCUUAUUUAUUGUCGACACCGGUAACCAAUAUGGGCGAUUCCUCCAGAAAACUGUUAGUAAUGCUAGUGGGGAGAUGAAGCAAGAUACAGAAGACGCUCCGAUUCAAGACGCAUUUCUGUUUUUUUAA